Molecule: messenger RNA, 427 nt
Organism: Trichomonas vaginalis G3
Lineage: Eukaryota; Parabasalia; Trichomonadida; Trichomonadidae
Product: organellar and viral DNA polymerase type B
Exons: 1
Source: RefSeq, a predicted model, not a curated record
AUGUAUCGGAAGUUGUCUAAGUUAGAACACUCGGAAAUAAAACAACUUCUUACAGAAGCUAAUAUAGAUGUUGCAAAACAUUACGCGACAAACAAAAAAGCACUCGCUGACUUCAUUAAAGACUACAAUGGUGCAAUAAGUUAUGAUAGAAUUCAUGAGUUCAUAAAGCCGCAACGCGGCGAGGACGAAGUCCAUGCAAGAGCAUUUCCUUUAAAUGACAUUGCUAUUGACUUAUAUCAUAGACGUUCAGUACCUCAUGAAGUAAGAAGAGAAAUGUUUGACAUAACAAAUGCGAACGUUGGUCAUACUCGUAAAGCUCUUUCGCAUGAUGUUCGUCAAGAAAUGUUUGACAUAACAAAUGCAAACGUUGGUGAAACAAGAAGAAGAGACGACACACUGAAACAACAGAGAAGAGAGAUGUUUAAAA